ACCACUAGAUCAAAUCUCUUCUUUUCACACGCAAAUUGACGUGUACCACUCAUUGAUAAAGUUUUGGAAUUGCUUUAAAUCCAAAAACAAGUUCAAUUAAGCAAUCACAUAGUAAUAUACAAGAUGGGUUUCAAAGCUUUACUUGUGUGUUCCUUUGUACUAUUUUUCUAUAGCUAUGGUUUCUCAAUGGCUCAAAUGGUUCCAGCUGUUUAUGUUUUUGGAGACUCACUUGUAGAUGUUGGAAACAAUAAUUACUUGACUCUAUCUAUUGCCAAGGCAAAUCAUCGUCACUAUGGUAUUGAUUUUCUUAAUCACAAACCAACUGGGAGAUUUAGCAAUGGCAAAAAUGCUGCUGAUUUUAUUGGUGAGAAAUUGGGUUUGGCAACUUCACCACCUUACCUCUCCUUAAUAUCAAAGGGUAACAAAAAUGAAAAUAAUGCAUCCUUCAUAAAUGGUGUUAGCUUUGCUUCCGCAGGUGCUGGAAUAUUUGAUGGUACAGAUGAACGCUAUAGACAAUCGUUACCGUUGACAAAGCAAGUGAACUAUUACACAAACGUGUAUGAGGAACUAAUAAGAGAAGUGGGAGCAAGUGCUUUACAGAAACAUCUCUCAAAAUCAAUUUUUGCUGUUGUGAUUGGAAACAAUGAUCUCUUUGGAUAUUUUGAGUCAUCAGAACUUCGUAAGAAAAAUACCCCACAACAGUAUGUUGAUUCCAUGCUUUUCUCACUCAAACUGCAACUACAGCGAUUAUAUGAUAAUGGUGGGCGUAAAUUUGAGAUUGCGGGAGUCGGAGCACUUGGAUGUUGCCCUAUGUUCAGGCUCAAGAACCAAACGGAAUGUGUUGUAGAAACCAAUUAUUGGUCUGUUCAAUAUAACAAAGGUCUUCAAUCCAUGUUGAAGGAAUGGCAAUCAGAGAAUCAAGGCAUAAUCUACUCUUACUUCGACACUUACGUCGCCAUGAACGACCUCAUUCAAAAUCCAGCUUCCUAUGGAUUUACAGAUGUUAAAGCUGCUUGUUGUGGACUAGGAGAGCUAAAUGCCAGGGCUCCUUGCCUGCCUGUGUCACAUCUUUGUCCCAACAGACAAGACCACAUUUUCUGGGAUCAAUUUCAUCCUACAGAGGCAGCUUCGCGUAUAUUUGUGGACAAAAUUUUCGAUGGUUCUUCAACUUACACUUCUCCUAUUAACAUGAGACAGCUAGUAGCAGCCUGAAGUUGGCUAUAGACGUGGAAAUAGGUCAAGCGAACUGACAGAUGCUUACAACCUAACCUACGUCAGGCCAUUGGCAAUCAAUUUUUCACUUCAAAUGAUAUUUUUUUUGUACAACCAAAGGGAAAUUGUAGACUCUUCGACAAACUAUAGCGUGUUUCUGACAUUCAUCUUCUCUUGCAAAUACAUUAGGAUGAUAAGGCAAUUCAAAUGCUUUUACUCUGACUUUUGCUCUGUGAUUUGAAAGAGUUCAAAAAAUAUCAAAUUCCAUCCCACAAGAGCAAUCUUUAGCAACACAUUUCUCAAAAAAUUUAAUGAUUCCUCAAAAUGGCAUUACUUGCCCAGAAAAUAAUCAAAGAUUUUACCAAA
Medicago truncatula (barrel medic) is the source of this 1578-nucleotide messenger RNA. Its product is annotated as GDSL esterase/lipase At5g55050. The coding region runs from base 124 to 1212 and encodes 362 amino acids. Gene Ontology annotation, molecular function: hydrolase activity, acting on ester bonds. The transcript is spliced from 5 exons. The record is from RefSeq and is a predicted model, not a curated record. NCBI's taxonomy places the organism in Eukaryota, Viridiplantae, Streptophyta, Magnoliopsida, Fabales, Fabaceae.